Messenger RNA from Hyalella azteca, 1982 nucleotides. RefSeq lists its product as uncharacterized. The transcript is spliced from 2 exons. The record is from RefSeq and is a predicted model, not a curated record. NCBI's taxonomy places the organism in Eukaryota, Metazoa, Arthropoda, Malacostraca, Amphipoda, Hyalellidae. Bases 70 to 1596 code for a protein of 508 amino acids.
AGGAACCUUGGAUGGAAGUGCGUCAUCGUCAGCCUAAGAUAUUUGAUCAGACUAAAAGGUCGAGACGAGAUGUCGUACUGGGCAGUCCAACCGAAGCCCGUCGAAAUAGUUCCUAAGAAAGAGGAAAACGUGGUUAUUUCUUCAAGCAUAAUUUCUCAUUUUGCCGCUGGGAAACAAUCAGAUGUAUCAACGCAUGCCACUUACCAGCCAGCACCUCUACAGGUUGUCGCACCUUCAGUUGAAGGGGAAGUAUUGAAGAAAGUUGGCGAAGUGCUUGCUGCAGAUCAGGAGUUGAAAGUCUUCAAGCAUAAGGGAGUCAACACAUUGAUUCGCAAAAGGAUUUUAGCUCUCGAGAACUCGGUCGUGAGUAAAACUGUUGAGAGACCGCCGAUGCAAGAGGUUGACAAGACGAUCAGGGAAGUGAAGCAAAUCGAGUAUGACUCCCCUGCCAGUGUAGAAGUGAGAACAGUUGUGGAACCUGCAGUACCUCAGCCCACUGCAAAUAUUAGAGCUUUAGCAAAGGCAAUGCAUGUGGAGCGGCCAGCCAUCGUCGAACUUCCCAAACUUCAGGUCGCUGAGAAACCAGCUGUCAAAACGUCGAUUCUAAAGGUCUCUGAGAUAGAAACCUCGCCUAAACCGAUCCUCACUAAGAAGUACUCUUUCGACAUGACGAAAAAGUUCCAUGAGGAAGAGGAUAACGAUGGUUGGAAAAAAGUCAAGGAAAUUCCUCUCGUGGCAAGUUCUGAGUCUGAUGAGACCGAGACCGAAGAAGAAUCAGAAGAAGAAAGUGAGGCGGAGGAAGAAGACGCUACGCAGUCGGAUUCAGGAACAGAAUCCGAUGAAUCAUCUCAGCCUCCCCCGAAAGUCGUGCCGAGGACAAAAAAGAAAGCAGAAAACGAUAAGGAAGCUGCGAAAGAAGCUCGACUGAACCCAAAAACGGUGGAGCGCAUCUUAAAAUAUGACAAUUUUUCUGAGUGCGUCGAAUCAAGUCUCUUUGAGAGCUUCGAAGAGUACCUUCGACGUCGCAACAUGGAGUCAGGAUACGAUCCCGAAAUUUACGAUUCUCGUUCGGAUUAUGACUAUCGUUCCGAAUAUGACUCCCUUUAUGGCUACAGUUCUCAGUCAGAAUAUGACACGCGUUCUGAUUACGAUGCCAUGGGCUACCAGAGCGAUGACGGCAGUGUCUUCUCUGACCGCACUGAGUUCACCAACGCGGAGGACAACGCAAGCUUCAUCAACAGCGAAUAUCGUCGUGACUACGACACAUACUCGGAGAGGAGCGCAGCACCUAUUGAUGAACCGGCCGGUCGUGACUACGACACAUACUCGGAGAGGAGCGUACUGACGUACGAUAGUCGUGCAGAUGAUCAAUAUUACUCUGACGGCGCCGAUGAUAGAUAUCAUGAUCGCGCACCGCUGUAUUACUCGGAUGAUGAUGACGAUAGAACGGUGAUUGAAGGUAGCGUCUACUCAGGGUACUCCUACGCUGGCUCGCACGCAUACUCGGACUAUGGCGACAGGACACCGACUGCCUCGGAAUACGGCGAUGGCAACGCGUACUAUGAUGACCGGGAUCCAUAUCCGGAGAGGAAAUAAUUAUAAAAAAUAUUUCACUCACAAGCAGGACGAUUUUUUUUAUUAAAUUCACGAAGUAGCCUUAUAUUAAAUAUGGCAAGUGUUAAAAGUCAUGCUGAGUGGUUUGUGUCUUUUUUUAUUAUUUUUAAUUAUGAUUACAACUCGAUAAUUACGUGUUUUUAAAUUAUUCUAUUAUUUAAUAGUCCAUUUCAUGUUUGACCUACGUUUAAACUUUUUUAAUCCCUCAAUAAUGUUCAACCAUGAUAAAAUUUAUGGUGGUUUUGAACAAAAUUUAUUUAACACCUGCACUGAAUAUUUUAUUUUGAACUACAUUCAAUCAGGAUAUUUGUUACUUCAAUUUAUUGUUUUUCAAUAAUUUUCUAUGUAGAAUGUAAAAAGACUAAGUA